Messenger RNA from Blastomyces gilchristii SLH14081, 2605 nucleotides. Its product is annotated as fatty-acid amide hydrolase. The coding region runs from base 704 to 2335 and encodes 543 amino acids. Lineage: Eukaryota; Fungi; Ascomycota; Eurotiomycetes; Onygenales; Ajellomycetaceae. The record is from RefSeq and is a predicted model, not a curated record. The transcript is spliced from 6 exons.
AGAAUAAUAACUACAAUAACUACAUGAUAACCCCUCAGCUCAACCAAACAAACUCUCUCUCUUCCAACCACACAAACCUGCCAAUGCGGGGUUUGAUAUCGGCGAAAGGCCAAAGGGGAAGAAGAAAUCAUGCCAAACCAAACUCCCAUCUCCCAUCUCCCAUCCCACAUCCCACAUCCCACAUCCCAUCAACCAAGCCGGCCAAAUUUGGCACACAUUGGUGGGUUUCUUCGCUUCUCCGCCCUAGUCGAUAGCAGUAGAAGAAACCCGUUUUUUCUUUCUCGCUACUUGCCGACUUCUAUCCGGCCCUUCCUGAGAGAAUAAUGCGGUGCGGGUGGAGAGCGACCAUCCGGCUGCUUCGGCGUAGUAGAGUAGUUGGGUACUAGGAGGUUGGUGGAAGGGGAAUGUAAGAUAUGUACUUAUGUACUGAUGAGAUUGCCGACCGAUAUUGGUCCCUAGCCCCACGGUUAGGAAUUGGUUUUUUUAUUUUUAUUUUUAUUCUUUAUUUUUUGCUCUCAUUUCUUCUAUAUAUUAGACUAGGAUUUUGUUUACGUUAUUAUAGGGUUGCUUGCUCUCUGCCCUCGGCUUUUCCAAUCUUAUACAAUAGUUAGUUACCUUGCCGCGCAUAAUAUCAUAGACAGUGAAAGGAAAUAAAAUAAAUAACUCAAAAAAAAAAAAAGAAGCGGAAAAAAAAAAAGAAGAAAUGCUCAGCGAACUGACCUGGGAAGCAGUUGGUGCUGCGAAGCGGGAAGAGCUUCUCUCCUCCAUCCCGGCGGAAUGGAUCAUCUCAGCAGAUAUCUUCCCGCCGGCCACGCAGACGGACGUGACCAGCUUCCCCAAAACAUCGGGCUGGUUCACUGCCUCCGAGCUGGAGAUCACAGGCUCGACGGCCGCUGAAAUCCUAGCAAAGACCACAACGGGCGCCUGGAGCGCUGAAGCUGUCACCCGCGCAUUCUGCAAACGGGCUGCUGCUGCCCAUCAACUGACAAACUGCCUCUCCGAAACCCUCUUCCCAGAGGCUUUAAAAGAUGCAAAGGCGCUCGACGCCCACCUGGCCGCCACCGGCAAGCCAGUCGGGCCCCUCCACGGCCUCCCCGUCUCGCUCAAGGACAACUUCAACGUCAUGGGCAAGGACUCGACGCUCGGUUUCACGGGCUGGGUCAACGACCCGGCUACCUACAACAGCAUAAUGACGGAUCUCCUGCGCGAGCAGGGCGCGGUGCUGUACGUCAAGACGAACGUGCCGACGGCAAUGAUGAUUGCCGAGACGGUGAACAACGUGUUUGGGCGCACGUUGAAUCCUCGCAAUCGCCUGCUGACGCCCGGCGGGUCGUCGGGCGGCGAGUCUGCCUUGAUUGCGUUCGGAGGUAGCCCCCUAGGUGUUGGGACGGAUAUUGGCGGCUCCCUCCGCAUCCCAGCCGCCUGCACCGGAAUCUUCACCCUGCGACCCUCCUUCGGCCGAUUCCCCAACUUCCUGACCAAAUCCGGCCUGGCGGGACAGGAGUCCGUCCUCAGCGUCAACGGACCCAUGGCCGCAACGCUAGACUCCAUCAAGCUCUUUUCCUCCGUGGUGACCAACAGUGAGCCCUGGCUCCGCGAUCCCAAGUGCAUACCGAUCCCCUGGCGGGCCAUGGAGCGCAAGCAGCGCCUGAAGCUGGCCGUGUUAUGGGAUGAUGGCAUAGUCCGGCCGACCCCGCCGGUUCGCCGCGCGAUGAGAGAGACGGUGGACAAGUUGCGGAAGGCUGGGCAUGAGGUUGUCGAUUGGGACGCGACGGGGCAUAAAGAGGGGAAUGAUAUUUUGGAUCGCUUCUUCCUUUCCGACGGCGGCAGGACCGUGCAAGAUAUCCUCGCCGCGACCAAAGAACCCAUCCGCCCCGAGAUGGACCGGUACGGCCACGCCAAGGACGGCGGCGUACAGGCGCUGUGGAAACUGCACGUUGAACGCAAUAGGUUCCAGCAGAGCUACAUGGAGCGGUGGAAUGCGUGUGAAGGACUCGAUGGGCUGUUGACCCCCACAACCCCCUUCGCGACAGUUGAGCACGGCCUCUUCAAGCACGUCGGUUACACAGGCGUGUACAACAUCCUCGAUUACUCAUGUCUGUCGUUCCCGUGCGGCGUACAGGCUGAUGCGGCCGUAGACGGCCCCGACGUAAACGAGACUGAACUGAGUAAAGUUGACGGCAUUGUGCAGAGGGAAUACAACCCCUCCGCCGUCCACGGGCAGCCAGUCAGCUUGCAGCUAGUAGGCCGCAAGUUCGAGGAGGAGAAGGUGGUGAUGAUGGGCGAGGUUAUCCUGGAGGCGCUGAAGGGGCCAGCUAUGAACGGAAGAGCGUAAACUCAAACAGUGUCGUUCUAUAUCGAGUUGGAUUUGAUGGAGGAUUUACUUAUAAAUAAAUUUAUAUCAUCUCAUUUUUGGCUUUUCUUUCCUUUCUAUAUACCAUCGUUAUCUUAUACUUUGGCCCCCAGGCCUAUUUUUUUGGACAUAAAUAAUUCUCUGGGAAAGCAAUCGUCAGUGAAAUUGUUUUUACCAUCGUUCCAGAUAAAUUAUAGAUUGAAAUGCCAUACCUUCAUAAGUAUUAAUGAACUGAAAAAUAAAAUUCAUAUC